CUUGGACUUGGACAUGGUGGGCCAAUAAUAAACAAAUCCAACUAAUCUUUUCCAGAUUUCAUGAUUGAAACGUAAAGUGAAAGAUUAAACAAGAGAAAAAAGGUUAGAUAGCUUUCUGAACAAAAGGAGAGAAUUUGGGGAUAUAGAUAGAAUCCGCCAUUUAAGAUCCCUUCCCUUUGACCUGUUGAGUGUUGACAACCUGAAAAGAAACAAAAAAAGAAGAAGACCGCUUCAUCUUCUCAACACCACCUCUGUCUUAUUGCUCUCUUUUCUUCUUCGUCGACUUCUCUCACACAUACAAAAGGUUUGGGAUUUUUUUUGGUAGAAUCUUUUUAAGUUAUCUAUCGAAAUCAGUUUGAUCUGUUUUGUUUUUCCCUCUUCUCUUCUGGGUUGUUGGUGAAUAAAUCUACUUUUCAUCUUAAUUAGGACAAAUCUCUCUAAUUAAAACGCCUCAGAUUUUGUCUUCAGUUGUUUUGUUUUAAACCCUAAGUUACUUGUAAGUUAAAUGAAAUCUACAAUUCUUAAUUUCUUGUUUCCAAAAUUGUGAAAAAAUCCAAACAUAUAUAGAAUAGACACGUAACGGCUCAAAGUCGGUAAUUGGAGGUAACGUGAUUGAAUCUUCUUCAUCAAUCAUAAAUCUUCUCUCUUAAGAAUUAAGACGCCGCCUCAUUACACCUGUUCCAUAAUCAUCGUCAAUAUAUUCAUUCUGCAAAACUAUUCUUCUUCUUCUUUCAAAGUCGUAAUUGCUCUCUCUCACCCCUAGGUUCUUAAGUCAUACCCAUUUUCAAGGACACCUUAGAAAGUUUCGAGUUUUCUAUUAGGUGUAUUGAUCUUGAAGCCUUAAAGUUUGUGUCUUUUUGUUAAUUUGAAUAAAGUUUGAUGGGAGGAGGGAAUUCCAAAGAAGAGUCGUCAUCACCAUCUUCAUCAUCAUGGGCUUCUCAUCAAAGUUAUCCUCAAUAUGGACCUGAUAGCUACAACUAUCCUCCUCCACCCACUUAUGCUCCCGCUCCAUCUCCUGCUCCUGCUCCUGCUCCGGUGCCUGCUCCAUCUCCGGCUUCCAGUUAUGGCCCUCAGUAUAGUCAAGAGGGUUAUGCAUCACAGCCUAAUAAUCCUCCACCACCCACUUAUGCUCCCGCUCCAUCUCCGGCUUCCAGUUAUGGCCAUCAGUAUAGUCAAGAGGGCUAUGCAUCAGCAGCAUCACAGCCUAAUUAUCCUCCACCUCCUUCACAGAGUCAAGUUGCUGACAGGAAGAAAUUUGAUCGGAGGUAUUCCAAAAUAUCGGAUAACUACUCUUCUUUACUGCAGGUGUCCGAGGCUCUAGGCCGUGCAGGUCUUGAAUCUUCUAAUCUAAUCGUUGGUAUUGAUUUCACCAAGAGCAAUGAAUGGACAGGGGCCAAGUCCUUCAAUAGGAAAAGCUUGCAUCACUUGAGCAAUACCCCGAAUCCAUACGAGCAAGCAAUUACUAUCAUUGGAAGAACCUUAGCCGCCUUUGACGAGGAUAACUUAAUUCCUUGUUAUGGUUUUGGAGACGCAUCAACUCAUGAUCAAGACGUGUUUAGUUUCUAUCCAGAGGGAAGAUUCUGUAAUGGAUUUGAGGAAGUAUUGGCUCGUUAUAGAGAAAUUGUACCUCAGCUUAAGCUCGCAGGACCAACUUCUUUUGCCCCGAUCAUUGAAAUGGCAAUGACAGUGGUUGAGCAGAGUAGUGGCCAAUAUCAUGUGUUAGUGAUUAUAGCUGAUGGCCAGGUCACAAGAAGUGUCGAUACCGAACACGGGCGGCUAAGUCCGCAAGAACAGAAGACAGUAGAUGCAAUUGUGAAAGCAAGUACCCUUCCUUUGUCAAUAGUCUUAGUUGGGGUCGGGGAUGGACCAUGGGACAUGAUGCAGGAAUUUGAUGAUAACAUACCUGCCCGAGCUUUCGAUAACUUCCAGUUUGUGAACUUCACAGAGAUCAUGUCAAAGAACAAAGACCAGUCUCGGAAGGAGACAGAGUUUGCGCUGUCUGCUCUCAUGGAGAUCCCUCCACAGUACAAAGCAACGAUAGAGCUUAACCUUUUAGGGGUAAGAAAUGGAAAUAUCCCACAGAGAAUCCCACUUCCGCCACCGGUGCAGAGUGGAUCAUCAUUCUCUAGUUCCCGGAUACCGAAUUUUGAACCGAGUGUACCUCCUUAUCCAUUUGAGAGCAAGCAAAUGAGUAGUGCAGACGAUAUUCAGCUAUGUCCGAUAUGUCUGAGCAACCCGAAAAACAUGGCGUUUGGUUGUGGCCAUCAGACUUGUUGUGAAUGCGGACCAGAUCUUAAAGUGUGUCCUAUUUGUCGUGCGCCGAUCCAGACCAGAAUCAAGCUUUACUAACAACACCAUUGACAUGCAGCUUUGACCAGCCCAAAUCCCAUUUCUUCCAGAGAUUUUCAGAUCUUUCUGUAGAAAAUUAAAGUGUUCUUUUGUUCUUUGAUUGAAUUCCUAAACUUUAUCUUGUUCAUAAAAUUUCUUUGAUUGGAUUGUAAGAAUUAUGUAUUUGUCUGUUGGCUUUCUUUGAUUUUUCAAGAUUCGAUUAAACCAAA
Arabidopsis thaliana (thale cress) is the source of this 2558-nucleotide messenger RNA. RefSeq names its product RING domain ligase1 (gene RGLG1). The record is from RefSeq and is marked reviewed. The transcript has 11 exons. Gene Ontology annotation, biological process: protein K63-linked ubiquitination; negative regulation of response to water deprivation. Bases 880 to 2349 code for a protein of 489 amino acids. NCBI's taxonomy places the organism in Eukaryota, Viridiplantae, Streptophyta, Magnoliopsida, Brassicales, Brassicaceae. Gene Ontology annotation, cellular component: plasma membrane; nucleus. Gene Ontology annotation, molecular function: ubiquitin protein ligase activity; ubiquitin-protein transferase activity.